CAACGGCUCCUCCCUUCCCCUCUGCAAUUACCCAAAUACCCUCCCGCGAAAACUUCACGAGAAAAUCUCACCCGCCAGCCAGCGCCACUUCUCACUUCUCCCACUACCCCCGGUUGCCGGUAACUUUCCGUUACAAAACUCCCUCUCUCUCCCACAUAUUUAUCCCACACCCUCUCUCUCCCAACCAAACAUCUCUCCACUCUGUUUUCUUUCUACCUCCAGAUUAGGGUUUCCCCGAUUUCCAAUUCUCCCAUGGGCGCCGCGCCAGCACCAGAAUCCGACGCGGAAACGGCACGGAGAUCCGAUUCCGUCGCCGCCUGUUCCAUCCCGGAGGAGAACACACUCCUCUCCCACUCCCGCUGCUGCUUCACCUUCCCUUGCUUCCCCUCCCGCCGCCGAUCCAGUUCCUUCUCUUCCUCCUCCUCUUCCCCUGCCUCCCCUUCGUCAUCCCCUUGGUGGGAGAAUUCCUGGCUGGCCGGCGGGAUCCAGGCCGUCAAGAAGGUCAGGGAGUGGUCCGAGAUCGUCGCCGGUCCCAAGUGGAAGACCUUCAUCCGCAGGUUCAAUCGAAAGGGCGCGAUUGGCAACAAUAGUAAUAACCGACACGGGAAGUUUCAGUACGAUCCCCUGAGUUACGCCUUGAACUUCGACGAGGGCCAGCACAUGGAUUUCGAGGACUACGACGAUUACGGCAACCCCGUCGGUGGUGGUGGAUUUCGUGAUUUCUCUUCGCGCUACGCUUCGGUUUCCGUCUCCGGUAAGCCGCUGAACAUGGACGCUCGCGUUAUCGAUGAAUCGUCGGCCGCCGUCGUGUGAAUGGAGUUUGGAAAUUUGGACUCUGCCGGCGGUGGUUGCUAAAUUGCGCCGCUGGGAGAUGGGGAAUUGGUUUCCGUCGCAGUCGGAGUCGGGUCGGGUACAGCUGGAGCCUGAGUGGAUUGGGAUGGGUUUUUUUGACUUGGGCUGGGGGUGACGGCGACGUAGCGUGACGGCGCCAAUUCCUUCUCUGUAGUUUCCGUGUCCUUUAAUUUCUUUAUUUUUCUUUCCUUUUCUAAUCUUAAUUUUCGUGAUUUUGUAAGUAUAAAUAUUCAAUAGAGAAACUUUAAUUUAUGUUUUUGCUUUUUUUGAUUCGUUUCCUUAAAAAGAAAAUAGGAAUUCAAUUUGAUAUGGUUGUUUAUUUUUUUUUUAUUGUUCCCGUUUCUAUAUUUAAGUUGGUACAUUUGGAUUGGUGCGUAUAAAUUAUCAUCAGUUUU
Linum trigynum is the source of this 1247-nucleotide messenger RNA. Lineage: Eukaryota; Viridiplantae; Streptophyta; Magnoliopsida; Malpighiales; Linaceae. The record is from the annotation of a GenBank genome assembly.